Molecule: messenger RNA, 1737 nt
Organism: Pseudozyma flocculosa PF-1
Lineage: Eukaryota; Fungi; Basidiomycota; Ustilaginomycetes; Ustilaginales; Ustilaginaceae
Exons: 3
Coding region: 1-1737 (578 amino acids)
Molecular function (GO): metal ion binding
Source: RefSeq, a predicted model, not a curated record
AUGUCGUCGUCGACAGAACCACGAGGCUCUGGCUCUGAGCCCUUCUGCGCUCAUCCCGGCGCAGGCGCAGGUGGCGGCCUGCCCAGCCGCAGCCCCAGUCACAGCGACGGAAACCACAAGAGUGGCAGUGCCACAGCCAGCGGAUCACCCCAACCGCCGGUCGCAUCCACACCCGCUUUCCCCGAGGCACCAAAGUCGCCCCAACAGAAGGACCCCUGCGCAUCCGCAUCGACAGCCGCGUCCCCCUCGAGCCGCUCUAGGCCUACCGUCGUGUCCGGAUCGAGCGCAUCCAGCCGCUCCUCAUCGGCCAACUCGAGCAGGAGAAACACGCCCGCUCGGAUUGGCGAACCAGCAGCCGCCCUCGGCGAGUCCGCUCGUCGUCGCCUGCCGCUCGGCGGCAUAGCACUGCCCGGAGGCGGCUUCGUACGGGCCCCGGACCCAGACAGGCAACGGGCCGCCAGGCUGGAAGCAGCGCAUGCCGCUCGCGCAGCCUGGGCCGAGCGAGCAGCCCAGCCACGGCCGCCAUCGAGACCUCGCGAAGCGGCUGGCGGCGCAGAGCCCAUCGUGCUCGAGAUCAGCAGCGACGACGAAGAGUAUGCGCCGCGCUCGGCAACCUCCGGCAGCCCAGCUUCUGCGUCUUCGUCCCCGGCCAUCUCCCGCGCCGUCGCUCGAGCCGAGAGACCUGUCUUCGGUGCCACUGCCGAUGCGCGCACCGGCGACUAUGCGAGCGCGACUGAUCGAGACCGCGAACGGCACCGCGCCGCUCGCGCGACUCGGGACGGCAGCGUGUCGAGCGACGAGUCGGACGGGGUGAUCGAUCUCUCGGUGUCGACACAGGCCACACCCGCGCAGCGCACCAUCACCAAGUAUCGCCUCCGCAACUCGAAGCUGACCAUGCCGCAGCGAUCGCCUCCACGAACCAAGCCUCCUCCUAUUGAGCAUCCGCUGGCUUCGACCUUCACCUGCCCCAUCUGCCUCUGCCCACCGGCCAAGGCUAGCAUCACCCCGUGCGGCCACGUCUUCUGCGGCGGCUGCCUCUUUGACGCGCUCAAGGCGCAAGCCCGUCAGCGCGAAGCCAACAACGCGGCGGCGACGGUCGGGCCUCAGGGCUGGGGCAUGGGCUUGUUCGGCGCCGCCGCGAUGGUGGGUGGCGCUUUUGGGGGCGCUGGCGGUGGUGGUGGAGGAGAGGAUGGCGGGGGAGCGGCAGGUGGCGAUGCGGCAGCAGGGCUGGGCGGAGGCAGGGCGGGCGGCGGACGUGGUCGGGGAAGAGGCGGCCAACGCGAUCCGCUGGCUGGCCACUGUCCCGUCUGCCGCGCAGACAUCAAGGGCGCCUUUGGCGGCAUCGCCAAAGGCGGCAUCGUGGGCGUGCGCCUCAUGGUCGGCAAACCAGUCGACGACCCUCGGAUGGAGGAUGGGCAGUUGAAAGGCGGCGGAGCGGGCGGAGGCGAGGAAGAGGACAAGACAAGCAGCGAGUCCGAGAUCGAGCCGGUGUCGCCUCAGCACGUUGCGGCCGGCACAGAGGCGCCGGGAAUGGCCGGGCUUGGCGACCUUGGGUCCGGAUCGUCGAGGGCAUCGGGUAAACGCAAGAGGGUGGCCGACAUUCAGUCAUCGCUGGGCGAAGGUGGCGGGGAAGUGUCGGUGCUCAAUACGCCGUCAAAGAUGCGAAAACGGAACGAUGGCGCAGUGGACGCGGCCGAGGGGGACCAGGUCGACGCAGACGGGGAAGAGGUCAUCUAG